AUCGGCGGACUGUCAGUCAUUCCCUUCCCUCUUCCCUCCCCAGCCGCCAUGGUUCUCUCCUCCGCUUCCAGAUGGUGCUGCUUCUCGCUGCUGCUGCUGGCACUGGUGUCCCCGAGCACGGCCGACUCGGAGAUGGUUAGCCCGGGCUCUGCGGCAGACAAGUUUAAGGUGGAGGGCCGAGCGGUGGUGCCCGGGGUGAGGCCGCAGGACUGGGUGAGCGGUGGCCGGGUGUUGGUAGACGGAGAGGAGCAUGUCGGCUUCCUGAGGACUGAUGGGAGCUUUGCUGUUCACGACGUUCCUUCUGGUUCCUAUGUGGUUGAAGUUGUGUCUCCAGCAUAUCGUUUUGAACCUGUCCGUGUUGACAUCACGUCGAAGGGUAAAAUGAGGGCCAGGUAUGUAAAUCACAUUAAAACAUCAGAAGUAGUCCGUCUGCCAUAUCCUCUGCAGAUGAAGUCGUCUGGGCCUCCAUCCUAUUUCAUUAAGAGAGAAACCUGGGGAUGGACAGACUUUCUUAUGAACCCAAUGGUGAUGAUGAUGGUUCUCCCUCUCCUGAUCUUCGUACUGCUUCCUAAAGUUGUGAACACUAGUGAUCCAGAAAUGCGUCGGGAAAUGGAGCAAUCCAUGAACAUGCUGAACUCCAACCCUGAACUACCUGACGUUUCUGAGUUUAUGACCCGGCUUUUUACUUCAAAAUCUUCAAGCAAAUCCAGCAGUAGUGGAAAAGCAGUGAAGAGCGGAGUUGGGAAAAGGAGGUAGUGAUAGUAAUCCACACUGGACCCACAGCCCCACCCUAUGGAUACACCGAGCUCGGUCAAACACAUAAGAAAUAUUGUCCAAUGUGUGGAAUUUUGCAUACCUUUUUUUUUAUAUUUUCAGGGAUGCCUUGAACUAGUUGAUUUAUUUUGUUGAGUGCAUUUUUUUGUUUUCCAUACCUUGUGAAUUUAUUUAAUUUAAUUUGGGGGGGGGGUUUGUGUGUAUGUUGGCGGGGGGCACUCACAUUUUCAAAUCAAUGUGAAAAUGUAUGAUAUUUAACAUUUACAUACAUGUCCAUUUAAAAAGAUACUUCUGCAGCAUGGCUUCUGUGGAUGAUGCUUGGUCACUUUAACGGUAUGCAUGUAGUAAGUACUAGUGGUACAGAGGAAACAGAAUUGUUUUUGUUUUUUCAUUCUAUCCCAUUUUAAUAAUUUUCCAUUAAAAGGUAUUUACAAGUAUGACAAA
Pseudophryne corroboree (corroboree frog) is the source of this 1218-nucleotide messenger RNA. It is a transcript of the gene EMC7, whose product is annotated as ER membrane protein complex subunit 7. The transcript has 5 exons. The coding region runs from base 49 to 756 and encodes 235 amino acids. Gene Ontology annotation, cellular component: EMC complex. Lineage: Eukaryota; Metazoa; Chordata; Amphibia; Anura; Myobatrachidae. The record is from RefSeq and is a predicted model, not a curated record. Gene Ontology annotation, molecular function: carbohydrate binding.